UUAUGAAUGAAAAGUGAUAUAAAUUGAUCUUAAAAAAAAAAUCAAAAAACGAAACCCUGUGUCUGUCCAAUAUCGCAAAUACAGUUCCUUCUUCCACUUUCUCUCUCAAACCAAACCAAAAAGGGUUUUGUUGGAACAAAGCUUGAUUACCCAAACAUGUCUCUGAGGCCGAACGCGAGGACGGAAGUCCGGCGAAACAGGUACAAAGUGGCUGUCGAUGCCGAAGAAGGUCGCAGAAGGAGAGAGGACAACAUGGUUGAGAUCCGUAAGAGUAAACGCGAAGAGAGCUUGCAAAAGAAGCGUCGUGAAGGCCUUCAAACCCAGCAAUUCCCUCCUUCUCCUCACCCUUCCAAUCUUGACAAAAAGUUGGAGAGUCUGCCAUCGAUGGUUGCUGGGGUAUGGUCAGAGGAUAAUGCCAAUUUGCAGCUCGAGGCAACUACGCAGUUUCGGAAACUGCUUUCAAUUGAACGAAGCCCUCCAAUUGAAGAAGUAAUUCAAUCUGGGGUUGUUCCAGUAUUUGUUAAGUUUCUUGACAGAGAUGAUUUUCCACAACUUCAGUUUGAGGCAGCUUGGGCUCUCACAAACAUUGCUUCGGGUACUUCAGAGAACACCAAAGUGGUAAUUGAUCAUGGGGCAGUUCCAAUUUUUGUUAAGCUACUUGGUUCUCCAAGUGAUGAUGUUCGUGAGCAGGCUGUAUGGGCAUUGGGAAAUGUUGCUGGUGACUCCCCAAGAUGUCGUGAUCUUGUUCUUGGACAUGGAGCUCUGAUUCCAUUGUUGGCGCAGUUGAAUGAGCAGGCAAAGCUGUCCAUGUUGAGAAACGCUACAUGGACACUGUCAAACUUUUGCAGAGGCAAACCACAACCUCCUUUUGAUCAGGUAAGACCAGCACUUCCAGCUUUGGAGCGACUAGUUCAUUCAAAUGAUGAAGAAGUCUUGACAGAUACCUGCUGGGCAUUAUCAUAUUUGUCAGAUGGUACAAAUGACAAAAUUCAAGCCGUGAUUGAGGCUGGUGUCUGUCCUCGACUUGUGCAGCUCCUUCUACAUCCAUCUCCUUCAGUUCUCAUUCCAGCACUUCGCACAGUUGGAAAUAUUGUGACAGGAGAUGAUGUUCAAACUCAGUUUAUCAUCAACAGUGGUGCACUCCCGUGCCUUAUGAGUUUGUUGACCCAUAAUCAUAAGAAAAGCAUUAAAAAGGAAGCUUGCUGGACUAUAUCAAAUAUUACUGCUGGAAACAAAGAACAAAUACAGGCUGUUAUUGAAGCUGGUUUAAUUGGCCCUCUUGUCAAUCUUCUUCAAAAUGCUGAGUUUGAUAUAAAGAAAGAGGCCGCUUGGGCAAUUUCCAAUGCUACUUCUGGUGGAACUUCGGAGCAAAUUAAGUACCUUGUCAGUCAACAGUGUAUAAAGCCAUUGUGUGAUCUCCUUGUCUGCCCAGAUGCAAGAAUAGUCACUGUCUGUUUAGAAGGAUUGGAGAACAUUUUGAAGGUUGGGGAAGCAGAGAAGAAUCUGGGAAAUAGUGGGGAAGUGAACUUAUAUGCCCAGAUGAUUGAUGAUGCUGAGGGUUUAGAAAAAAUUGAAAAUCUUCAGAGUCACGACAACACCGAGAUUUACGAAAAAGCAGUUAAAAUUCUCGAGACUUAUUGGCUGGAGGAGGACGAUGAGGCAUUACCUCAAGGUGGUGAUGCUUCCCAGCCAGGAUUCCGCUUCGGAGGGAACGAACUUCCAGUACCGUCUGGUGGAUUCAACUUUGGCUGAAGGUAAACUAAAAUGUUUUUCAACUUUCACUAAGCAAAUGACACAAUAGCAAAAAUCCUAUCUACAAAAAGGGUUGUAAAAGUAAACAACUUUUCCUGUUGAAUAAUCUGUCUUGGGCCUCUUCAAAACACUUGCAGAAAUUCAGGAUCACAUGGAGCAGAAGUUAAGUUACUUACACCAUGAUGGUGAUGUUGGGGUCGUCGGGUAGAGUCGGGUUGGGUUGGGUCAAGGGUCAGGCAUCUCGCCGUGUCGUCGGGUUCCAGUCUGUCCAGAGUCCAUAUGUGGUCAAAGAGGUGCCAAGGUAAGUCAGUCAUGCCACUGUGACCAAAUAACAUGGGGUUGGUGUGGUGGGAUCAAUGGUUGCAUGAUUGACUGUCUGAGUUUGCAGCAUUCCUUUUUUAAAAGGCUGCUUAGUACCAAUGAAAUAUGGAAGUGUCUAAAACUCAAGGUCUAUAUUGUAAAAGCAUAAACAGGGUUCUCUUCCACUCUAUCAGUGUGUGUGUUAGUGGAGAUUUCUUGAUUGUGCCGGUGGGAUCUUUUUUAAUCUCAUUUCAUUGGAGUCGUCGUUGUAAUUUUUUACAUGAGUCGUGGGAUUUUUUGUUUUUUUUUUCUUUUUUAUUUUAUUUUUUGGGGAGGGGAGUGGGGGUUGAAAUUGAAAUUACAAGAGUCGGGAUUUGCUUUCUUUUCUGAGUGAGUAUAGUAUUUUGAUAUAUUUUUUUUUUCUAAAAAGAAAAAUUAAACAUGUUUCUUUCUUUUUCCAAGGAAAGAAAUAGUAGUGGUGUUUUGUUCUUCUCAUUAUCGCUUUGAUUCAAACGAUUUCUUUACUUUUA
Molecule: messenger RNA, 2582 nt
Organism: Cannabis sativa
Lineage: Eukaryota; Viridiplantae; Streptophyta; Magnoliopsida; Rosales; Cannabaceae
Product: importin subunit alpha-1
Exons: 11
Coding region: 157-1752 (531 amino acids)
Biological process (GO): NLS-bearing protein import into nucleus
Cellular component (GO): cytoplasm; nucleus
Molecular function (GO): nuclear import signal receptor activity; protein binding
Source: RefSeq, a predicted model, not a curated record